Molecule: messenger RNA, 1547 nt
Organism: Hyla sarda
Lineage: Eukaryota; Metazoa; Chordata; Amphibia; Anura; Hylidae
Gene: C6H16orf46
Product: chromosome 6 C16orf46 homolog
Exons: 4
Coding region: 267-1415 (382 amino acids)
Source: RefSeq, a predicted model, not a curated record
CGCCCCGAACCACGUGACCCAAGCGUAACCGUGACAACGGCUGCGGUUUGUUUUAGUGGCGGUGAUAUGGAGAGCUCAGCUGUACAGUGAUAGCCGCAUAUAGAUCGGGUAAUGCUGCAGGAGCCAGGAGGAAUGUCUUUAUAGGAGAGUACAAGUUCAUCCACGAGGCCUCAGCUCUGUAACGCCUCGGCUAGUGAUUGGCUAAACAGGCAGGCCCUGCAAUGAUCACUUGUUUUGCAAACAGGAAGAAGAUGUAACCCUAAUCCAUGGCUAUUCAAGACAAUGAUUCACUACUAGAAUCACUGCAAGACUGUCCACAAACAUUCUGCUCUCCUCGAGAUGAGAAAUGGGAAAAAGACCUGACGGAAGCAUUGGUGGAGAUCAGUGAGAAGAUUCUGGAAGAUGAUCAAAAGUCCAUAGAGUGGUUAAUAGGGACAGGAUGGGAAGAAGCUGCUUGUGGCUGGGGUCCAGUUUCAGCGACAGCAUGUCUGCACCCUCAAAAGAAACAAAAGAAGCUGAAAGCAGGGGAAGCAAUGGACUGUAUUUUAUGCCUACACCUGUGUUUUAUACAUGAGUGUAAAGAUACAGCUGCUGAAACAAAAUCCAGCACAGUCACCAACCAUAAGGAGAAGUGCCCUGCUACCCCGCUACCAGCAGAGAAAGACGUGGGGUCUGGGUUUACAGGUCACUGCCCUUCUACUGCCAUGGUUUCCAAAACAGAAACCUAUAGUGACAAACAAUCUUCUGUAGAAGCAUCCAUUAGAGAACAAAGACCGAACAAGGAGAAGAAUAUACAGAGAAGCUCUUCACCAUUCACCGGGAGGGCCAUUCCUGUGUGUACCAAUUGUUAUAAUACAAAGGAGCCACUUAAUGCCCCCAUGUUACUGCCACCACUGAAAGCUUCACCCGGGAACAGCCAUGCAGAGCAGGUGGCACGAAGGAAAGAGAUUUUGCUCCAGCACUUGGAAAAGCUUCCCUCAAAAGGACUUAUGGGUAGUACCCUGAGUGGACAGUUCCUCCACACCAUUGACUUAAGGGUAGAGAGAAAACUACUUGAAGCCAUGAGUGAUCUUUCUCAGGAAAGGGUACCAGAACCAUUGUCAUUUGUCACCUCCUCCAUUCCAAAAACACCAGUAAAGGACGCUGACCGUUUACAAUGGCAGAAAGCGUUAUUGCAGAAGUCUAUUGCAGUGAAUGCCAACUCUGUAAAACAUGGAAGCAACUCUGCUCAUGUGGGUUUUCUCCAUACUAAAACAAUGCAGAACAAGCGCAAUAUCCGCCCAGAAGUUAGACAGCAAAAUGAUCCAAGAGUUAGAAGAGCAAAGUCAGGCACCAGCCAAGUACCCCGUAACACAGUGUUACCCUCCCUAACUGUUACAAGAGUGGAAAUACCGGUCAAAAUCAAACUGUACUGACACUUAUGUGAAAGAACAAUGAAGUGAUAACAUAAUUGGUAGACGAUACAUUUUUAUCAGCUACCUCUGUUAAUGACACAUUAAUCUUGUGCCAAUAAAUCCAAUGCAGAAAAACUGAUGUAUAUUCAUUAU